AUGUCGUGAAGAAAAGUGCUAUCAGAUAACCUUUUAUUAUCAGCAAGCCAAAGCUGAAUAGGCUCUCGCUUUUCAUCUCAAUUAGAGCUCACGUCAUCUCUGGUCAAAUCCAACCUUAUUAAAUCUCCUCAAAUAUCAGAAAUUUUUUCUAAAUUAGACAGGUCAGCUUUUACAGAUGAUGAAAAUCCAUAUGAAAAUAAGCCAAAAGGAAUCCUUUGUGGAGAAGUCAUGACAUCUCCAUCAACACAUGCAUUAACACUGGAAAUUUUAUUGCCAAAUAUUUUGAGUUCAAAUAAAAUACUUGACAUUGGAUGUGGAAAUGGAUACUUAUCACAGUGCAUAGCUUUAUUAAACCCUAAUAGUAAAGUUAUCGCAAUUGAUAUACAUAAAGAAUUGGUUGAAAAAGCUAUUUUUUUGUCAAAGCUACCAAAUUUGAUGUUUAGAAAAUGCGAAGCCCAUGAAAUAAUUGAUGAAAAUUUUGAUUUAAUUAAUGUAGGAUUCACAGCUACAGAAAACUUGUAUAAAUUUUUAGUAGAAAAAUUAGGAGAUGAUGGCACGAUUUUGUGCCCAGUGAAUAAAGGAAUAGGAAACCAUUGAAUUUUGCAUAAAAAAGGAGGAGAGCAUGAAAAUUUAGGUGAAGUUGGGUUCAGUGAAAUAAGAAAUGAAGAAAAUCUUGAAGAAGACUUAGGAAAAGUUGAAGAAAAUAUUAAGCAGAUAUAUGCAGAAACAGAAAGAAAAAUUGGAAGAAGACCUAACGUUGGAGACCUUCCUGCUGAUCUCCAGCCUUUUCUUAAAGAACGUCGAGUUCUAAUAGCAAAACUUAAAAAAGCAGGAAAAUAUGAAGAAAAGCCUAAAACUAUAUAG
Molecule: messenger RNA, 864 nt
Organism: Blepharisma stoltei
Lineage: Eukaryota; Ciliophora; Heterotrichea; Heterotrichida; Blepharismidae
Source: the annotation of a GenBank genome assembly